Molecule: messenger RNA, 3544 nt
Organism: Hypomesus transpacificus
Lineage: Eukaryota; Metazoa; Chordata; Actinopteri; Osmeriformes; Osmeridae
Product: meprin A subunit beta-like
Exons: 19
Coding region: 112-2298 (728 amino acids)
Biological process (GO): proteolysis
Cellular component (GO): membrane
Molecular function (GO): metalloendopeptidase activity; protein binding; zinc ion binding
Source: RefSeq, a predicted model, not a curated record
AGUCUGAACUUUGUCAAUCUGUAAUGACACAGUUUUGUAUUUAGAGCAGGUCCAACACAUAUGUUUUGUGGGUAGUCAAGCUUCUGACAUUAGAACCUGUCCUCUUUCCACAUGGCUUCCAAUAUGCUCCAGAACUAUCCUCUGUCAGAAUCAAUACAGACAAUGUCUGUGUUCCUGUUACUCCUGGUUGCUCUGAAACAGAUAUGUGCUAUGCCAACAGCUUCAAUAGGAGACGUUGACGGAAAGGAGAAUGAAAUAUACCUGGACAUUUAUGAUAUCAACAAAGGUCUUGAUCUGCAUGAGGGUGACAUACUGCUGAAGUCUGAACAUUUAAGGAACGUCAUUCUGGGGGACCAGUACCGAUGGGACAUCCCAGUCCCCUAUGUUUUGGACCCUAGUCUCGACGUCAAUGCAAAAGGAGUGAUCCUACGAGCCAUGGAGCAGAUUCGCCUGAGAACAUGCGUGGACUUCAAACCUCGCGACACUGAGCCCAACUACAUCUCCGUGGUCAAGAACGAGGGAUGUUAUUCCUACGUUGGUAAUCAACAAUGGGGCAGCCAAACCUUGUCGAUUGGUCAGUGGUGCGACCAGCAUGCCAUUGUGGAGCAUGAGUUCCUCCACGCUCUGGGAUUAUGGCACGAGCAGUCCAGAUACGACAGAGAUGACUAUGUGUCUAUCAUCUGGGACCACAUUGAAAAAGAAAUGCAGCACAAUUUUGUCAAACAACUUGCAAGUCAAACCACCACCCUGGGAACUCUAUAUGACUACAACUCAGUGAUGCACUAUGGAAAAGAUGCCUUUACCAACGGCAACGGAUCCACCAUCAUCACUCUUCAGCCCGAGUUCCAGGAUGUGAUUGGCCAACGCCUGGAAAUGAGCCCCAACGACGUCCUGAAGAUAAACCUGCUUUAUAAUUGCACAUCUGCAGUUACCUUCAUGGAGUCCUGCAGUUUUGAAAACAGUAUGUGUAGCAUGACCCUUUGUGCCAGGGGCAAUGCCAGCUGGGAGAGGGUUAGCAGUGCCCAGGGUGGGCCUGCUUCAGAUCACACCCAUCAGGGGGCGCUAGAGGCCAGAGCAGACAUGCCUGGAUACAAUUCUUCUCUCUACAAUAAGACAAACCCUGUUCUUGAAAACAAGACCUCAACGCAUCAAAAUGAUAGCGUCGGCUAUUUCAUGCACUACAGCACGGCUUUGGUCAGAGAGGGAGAGGGAGCCAAGAUGCAGAGCAGGACUAUGAUGCCUGUCAGGUCAUUCCAGUGUCUACAGUUCUACUACUUUCACAGUGGGGGUACCCAAGACCUGCUCAACAUCUGGAUCAGGGAAUACAGAGAUGGUCCAAAUGAAGCCAUCCAGCUCAUGGGCCAGAUCACAGGUCCACCAUCUAACCACUGGCAGCUGCACCACGUGCCUCUGAACGCCACCAAAAGCUUCCAAGUGGAGUUGGAAGUGCUUAAAGGAGCAGGAAGUUCUACCGGAGGCUUUGCCAUCGACGACAUCAACCUGUCAGAGACCGAGUGUCCCCAUCACGUGUGGCAAAUCCCAAACUUCGAUCGCGUCCUGACAACGAGUGAGGAGGGCACCAUUCUGCUUAGUCCAAGGUUCUACUCUGCGGAGGGCUACGGGAUCCAGUUGCUCAUAAAACUCAACUCCGACUACUUUGGGCUCUACUUCCACCUGGUGUCCGGUCUCUAUGACGACCAGCUCCAGUGGCCUUGUGUUUGGAGGCAGGUGACUGUCCAGGUCCUGGACCAGAACCCUCAGAUCCAACAGCGCAUGUCCAAGCAGAUUAGCAUCACCACCGACCCCGAACGCACUUUUACUACCAGCAAAGGCGAUACAUUGUUUUACUGGGACAAACCCCAAAAGUUUGGAUUUCAGCUUUUUGACUCCAGCACUGACUCCUUUUACUACGCCGGCCCUACCCUUGGCUAUCGUAACGUCCUGUCUUACAAUGCACUCUGGUCAGGAAGCUACAUGAAGGGAGGCGAUGUCUUCUUUCUACUAAGUUUUGAUGAUAUAUCAAGUCUUCAUAUGAACCGGUCAGAUCUUCCCAAUCCUCGCCUGAAGACCGACUUCCAUAAUUUCUCACGGAGCGACAGAGCAGAUGAAGAGAUGUGUUUGAACCAACUGGGCAGGACUGUAUCAUCAACAACAACAUCAGCUACUGAGGCAGUAACAUCAUCUAUAACCAGUGGCAUCACUGGGACUCAGGCAGUAACAUCAUCUGCAGUCAGUUUAUUCACAGAUGUCAUACUUCUCCUUCUGGUUUUCCUUAUGGCCUUGCCACUACCCUGCUGACCCAAGUCCUGAGACUACAGAGAAACUCAGAACACACCCAGACAGGGAUAAAAUACUGACUUUUAUUUUCUGUGUGUUUGAGCUAUAUUACUGUGUAAAGUCAAAUCUAGUGUUAUACUAUCUUUGCUUUAUAGACAUGAUGUUAGAUCACAAAUCUUCCAAAGGGUUGUUGUGAAAUCAUGGACAAUAAUGUUAGUCAUGGAGUAAAGUGAAGCAUCAGUCGACAAUUCUUUUUAGUGACUGGAUUUGUUCUGAAACCUCUUGAUGAGAAGCAUCAGAGGGCUCUAAAACUGUGUAGGACUAGCAAACAGACAGCUUUAUGAUGUGAAAAUUGAGGUUUGGUUGGUCAGAAGCCUCAAUCAAGUUUGUUUUCACCGUAAUACUGAGGUGCGGAGACACAUGCUUGUCAUGCUCAGACAAGGUAGGGUCUUCUUCAUGACAAUUGUUCUCACAGAAAUAUCACUGAUGCGAUCACUGUAGAUGCAUUCCGUGUCUACACAUAAUUGUGCGGAUACAGAAAAGCUGGAAAAACCUGCUGAACUCAGGGUCAUGACCACCUGAAGAAGUUUUUGUUUCUAUCAUUUGUUUUAACGAUACACUUAGAGCUUACUUAACAAUAGCAAAUAUAUUUGGAAAGGACAAAAUGUUCCUUGUCGUGAAUCAUAUAAAUAACAAGACAAUGCUGAUGCUAUAUUAAACGUGAUAUUAUUAAGAAUUUGAUGGGAUUGUGUAGGUGAUAUGUUAAUGGUGUUUUUUAUACUUUUAAAACCCUGGAUCACUAUCAUUUAAUUUUAAAAUUUAUUUUUUAUAUUUUUAAAUACCUAAAUAACCAUCUAUAAACAGCAUAAAAGUGGUUUAAUGGUCAUUUAAAACCUUCAAUCCAUUAGAGUUCAGAGAAAAUGUUGUAAGAUUUUGUUUAAGAAAAUGUAAGGAAAUCAAAUGGAAAUAAAAUAUUUGUGACAUGAAUUUAUGCAAUCACAAGACAUGUUGCUAGACAAUAUUUGUUGCAUUCUCAUGAUAAUGAUCCAUUUUUUAAAUGCCAGCACGGAAUGAUCAUAAUGAUGUUUUGCGAAGGAAUCCUCUCCACACGUGAAAACGAUAGAUGGUUGACAAACUGCCACCUACUAAAAUUUUGUGUCAGUCAAGUUAGAACUAUUCGAAUGUUAUUCAAAUGUUUCAUCUUUUCAAAUCUCUUAUCUGUCAAUAACUAUGUAUUCAGUAUAUGAUAUUCCUGUCUCUGAGAUUC